UGAUUAGAAUUCAGUGUCACUAAGAGGAGAAUAAUGUUACCACCUCUGACUGACUGGACUGUUCCUGUAGAGUGAGACCUAGAGCAACCACACAAGCACACUGGACUACCAGACCAGGACAUCUUCAUAAAACACAGAAUAUUAGGCACAUACCAAACACAGCUGACAAACUGUACUCCCAAUCUCUGGAGAUGCAGGUCAAUCUGGGAUUUUAUGACACAUCCACACAUUGUAUUCCGGCACGAGCAGCACAUCAAUGAGCACCAUAAACUGCCGCUGCUUUUGAUAAUGUUUGUUUGGGAGUGAGAUAUGAUUCAUGUUGAUAUCACACUAUUUUCACCAAUAACACACAACCUUGACCCUGGACUACUUAAAAAAAAAAAAAAAACACGAACUACACCUCACGUGUGCAUCGUAUACGAUUCUGUUUGUUUGAUGAAUAUCUGCACGUCCCAAUGACAUCACUUGGUAACAUGCAACCAGGCUAUAUAUUUGAGAGCAAGAACACACAGUACACAAUGAGAAGAGAAGUGGAGAAGAAGAAUCAUCCAGUAUAAUGAAGACUUCUGGAGCUCUACUGGUGCUGCUGUGCUGCUGUUUGGCUGAGACGCAGCUCAGAGGAGAGACCAUCAGUGAAAAUGACAUCACUCACCAGGGCCACUCUGGUGAAGCAGAGAACAGAGAAAAAGAGGUUAUGGGUGCAGCACAGAGAACUGAAGCUGCUGCCCCAGCCUCCACCCAACAAACCUGCCAGCCUGACAUCCACACUGUGCUGAGAGAGAUGAGCGCACUUAUGGUGGAGCAGAGAGUGGAGCUCAGAUACACUAAGACACAAAUGGAGGCCAUCGAGACCAGGCUGAAAGCCAGUGAGAAUAAAGCAAAGACCGUGGAGACCAGACUGAGAGCCAGUGAGAAGACAGUCGAGGAGCAGAGAGUGGAUCUCAGACAGACUGAAGCUAGACUGACAGCCAGUGAGAAGACAGUCGAGGAACAGAGAGUGGAUCUCAGACAGACUGACGCCAGACUGACUGCCAGUGAGAGACUAGUGGAGCGGUUUCAGAGUGAAAACGAAGGUAUGAAAUUACUGAUUAUGUUCCCAACUCUGACAGUGAAUCUGAACCUCACAGGGAGUCAGGUGGAGGAGCUGAGGAGAGAGAGAGAGAAGAGCAGGGUGUCUUUCUCUGCCUCACUGGUAACAUCUGGUAGUGAGACUUUUGGUCCCUUUAAUAAGCCAACCACACUGGUCUACAGACAUGUCUUCACCAACACUGGAAAUGCCUACAACCCCAAUACAGGUGUCUUCAUGGCUCCAGUCAGAGGUGUCUACUACUUUGCUGUAUUUUUGUAUGGAGGUGGUCAUGCAUCUACACAAUCAGGAGUCACUCUCCAUAAGAAUGAAGAACAUGUUGUCAUUGCUUACAGUCACCAGCCAAGCCACAUUUAUAGCUCCUCUAAUGGAGCUUCUCUGCUGCUGGAGGUGGGAGAUGUGGUCUAUGUGAAGCUGUGGCCCAAUGCAUGGGUCCAUGACAGUCAUAACCACCACACCACCUUCUCUGGCCACUUGCUCUUCCCCAUGUGAGGGAAGCAGUAGACCGAUGUAGAAGUUAUGUUGGGUGUGGAGUGAUGCUAGCAGUGAGAAACAGACAGAAGGGAACACACUCCUCUCCUUGUUUCCUACAUGGUCACUGGGUGGGUCUGGGCAAGACAUUUAGUGUGACAAAGUCAGGGUUCAUUCUCUUUGGUUGCUAAAUCUGUGCUUACAGUCUGCUCUUAGUUAAACUCUUGUUUUGGUUGGUUAAUUAGAUUACAGGAUUGAAUGGUCUGUACGUAUUCUGCGGAAUCAGGUAUUUUGAAUUGUUAUCUUCUGAUUGUUUUCCUGGAUGUUAAAGGACUUUUAUACACUA
Messenger RNA from Clupea harengus (Atlantic herring), 1904 nucleotides. RefSeq lists its product as uncharacterized. Bases 557 to 1579 code for a protein of 340 amino acids. Lineage: Eukaryota; Metazoa; Chordata; Actinopteri; Clupeiformes; Clupeidae. The transcript is spliced from 3 exons. The record is from RefSeq and is a predicted model, not a curated record. Gene Ontology annotation, molecular function: protein binding.